Messenger RNA from Dipodomys ordii (Ord's kangaroo rat), 4510 nucleotides. RefSeq names its product SWI/SNF related, matrix associated, actin dependent regulator of chromatin, subfamily a, member 4 (gene Smarca4). The coding region runs from base 26 to 4510 and encodes 1494 amino acids. Gene Ontology annotation, cellular component: nucleus. The transcript is spliced from 30 exons. Gene Ontology annotation, biological process: positive regulation of transcription by RNA polymerase II. The record is from RefSeq and is a predicted model, not a curated record. Gene Ontology annotation, molecular function: ATP binding; ATP-dependent chromatin remodeler activity; DNA binding. NCBI's taxonomy places the organism in Eukaryota, Metazoa, Chordata, Mammalia, Rodentia, Heteromyidae.
CCCACGGUCUCCAGCUCCUGGGAAGAUGUCCGCUCCAGACCCACCCUUGGGAGGGACGCCUAGGCCGGGCCCUUCCCCGGGCCCCGGCCCCUCGCCCGGGGCCAUGUUGGGCCCCAGCCCGGGCCCCUCGCCAGGCUCCGCACACGGCAUGGUGGGGCCCAGCCCUGGCCCACCCUCAGCAGGACACCCGCUCCCCAGCCAGGGUCCCGGCGGGUACCCUCAGGACGCCAUGCACCCGAUGCACAAGCCCAUGGAGUCCAUGCACGAGAAGGGCAUAGCGGACGACCCGCGCUACAACCAGAUGAAAGGAAUGGGCAUGCGCUCCGGGGGCCACGCGGGGAUGGGGCCCCCGCCCAGCCCCAUGGACCAGCACUCCCAAGGUUACCCCUCCCCGCUGGGGGGCUCUGAGCACGCCUCCAGUCCCGUUCCAGCCAGUGGCCCAUCCUCGGGUCCCCAGAUGUCAUCCGGGCCAGGAGGGGCCCCGCUAGAUGGGGCUGACCCCCAGGCUUUGGGGCAGCAGAACCGGGGCCCAACCCCAUUUAACCAGAACCAGCUGCACCAGCUCCGAGCUCAGAUCAUGGCCUACAAAAUGCUGGCCAGGGGCCAGCCCCUUCCCGACCACCUGCAGAUGGCUGUGCAGGGCAAGCGGCCGAUGCCCGGGAUGCAGCAGCAGAUGCCAACACUACCUCCUCCUUCAGUGUCCGCCACGGGCCCUGGUCCCGGCCCCGGCCCCGGCCCUGGCCCUGGUCCUGGCCCAGCACCUCCAAAUUACAGCAGGCCUCACGGUAUGGGAGGGCCUAACAUGCCCCCUCCAGGACCCUCAGGUGUGCCCCCUGGGAUGCCUGGCCAGCCCCCCGGAGGACCGCCCAAGCCCUGGCCUGAAGGACCCAUGGCAAAUGCUGCUGCCCCCACAAGCACCCCUCAAAAGCUGAUCCCCCCGCAGCCGACGGGCCGCCCUUCGCCGGCACCCCCUGCCGUGCCUCCCGCCGCCUCCCCCGUGAUGCCACCACAGACACAGUCCCCCGGGCAGCCAGCCCAGCCUGCACCCCUGGUUCCACUGCACCAGAAGCAGAGCCGGAUCACCCCUAUCCAGAAGCCCCGGGGCCUUGACCCCGUGGAGAUCCUGCAGGAGCGCGAGUACAGGCUUCAGGCUCGCAUCGCACACCGAAUUCAGGAACUUGAAAACCUCCCUGGGUCCCUGGCCGGGGAUCUGCGAACCAAAGCGACCAUUGAGCUCAAGGCCCUCAGGCUGCUCAACUUCCAGAGGCAGCUGCGCCAGGAGGUGGUUGUGUGCAUGCGGAGGGACACGGCGCUGGAGACGGCUCUCAACGCCAAGGCCUACAAGCGCAGCAAGCGCCAGUCCCUGCGCGAGGCCCGCAUCACCGAGAAGCUGGAGAAGCAGCAGAAGAUCGAGCAGGAGCGCAAGCGCCGCCAGAAACACCAGGAAUACCUCAACAGCAUUCUCCAGCACGCCAAGGACUUCAAGGAGUACCACAGAUCCGUCACAGGCAAAAUCCAGAAACUCACCAAGGCGGUGGCCACCUACCAUGCCAACACCGAGCGGGAGCAGAAGAAAGAAAAUGAGCGGAUCGAGAAGGAGAGGAUGCGGAGGCUCAUGGCGGAGGAUGAGGAGGGCUACCGCAAACUCAUCGACCAGAAGAAGGACAAGCGCCUGGCCUACCUCCUGCAGCAGACGGACGAGUACGUGGCCAACCUCACCGAGCUGGUGCGGCAGCACAAGGCCGCCCAGGUCGCCAAGGAGAAAAAGAAGAAAAAGAAAAAGAAGAAGGCAGAAAACGCCGAAGGACAGACACCGGCAAUCGGCCCGGAUGGCGAGCCUCUGGAUGAAACCAGCCAGAUGAGUGACCUUCCGGUGAAAGUGAUCCACGUGGAGAGCGGGAAGAUCCUCACGGGCACCGAUGCCCCCAAAGCCGGCCAGCUGGAGGCUUGGCUGGAGAUGAACCCAGGGUAUGAAGUGGCUCCAAGGUCUGAUAGCGAAGAGAGUGGUUCAGAGGAGGAGGAGGAGGAGGAGGAGGAAGAGCAGCCUCAGCCCGCGCAGCCCCCCACCCUGCCCGUGGAGGAGAAGAAGAAGAUCCCCGAUCCAGACAGCGAUGACGUCUCAGAGGUGGACGCACGGCACAUCAUCGAGAAUGCCAAGCAAGACGUCGAUGAUGAGUAUGGCGUGUCACAGGCCCUCGCCCGCGGCCUGCAGUCCUACUAUGCUGUGGCUCAUGCUGUCACCGAGAGAGUCGACAAGCAGUCGGCGCUGAUGGUUAAUGGGGUCCUCAAACAGUACCAGACCUUCGGUGCCGUGUUGUUCCUGCAGUGGAGGGGGGACCUAGUGACAAGCAGGGGAGGCUCUCGGUCCCCCACGCUCCCAGUGCUGGCCCUGCUCCCUGCCACGCGAGCCUCCCCUUGGCGGACGCUGUCAAACUGGGCGUAUGAAUUUGACAAGUGGGCCCCCUCCGUGGUGAAGGUGUCCUACAAGGGCUCCCCGGCAGCAAGGCGGGCUUUCGUCCCCCAGCUCCGCAGCGGGAAGUUCAACGUGCUGCUGACCACCUACGAGUACAUCAUCAAAGACAAGCACAUCCUCGCCAAGAUCCGCUGGAAGUACAUGAUCGUGGACGAGGGCCACCGCAUGAAGAACCACCACUGCAAGCUCACGCAGGUCCUCAACACGCACUACGUGGCCCCGCGCCGCCUGCUGCUCACGGGCACCCCGCUGCAGAACAAGCUGCCCGAGCUGUGGGCACUGCUCAACUUCCUGCUGCCCACCAUCUUCAAGAGCUGCAGCACGUUCGAGCAGUGGUUCAACGCGCCCUUCGCCAUGACCGGGGAGAAGGUGGACCUGAACGAGGAGGAGACCAUCCUCAUCAUCCGCCGCCUCCACAAGGUGCUGCGCCCCUUCCUGCUGCGGCGCCUCAAGAAGGAAGUCGAGGCUCAGUUGCCCGAAAAGGUGGAGUACGUCAUCAAGUGUGACAUGUCUGCCCUGCAGCGCGUGCUGUACCGCCACAUGCAGGCCAAGGGCGUGCUGCUCACCGACGGCUCAGAGAAGGACAAGAAGGGCAAAGGCGGCACGAAGACGCUGAUGAACACCAUCAUGCAGCUGCGCAAGAUCUGCAACCACCCCUACAUGUUCCAGCACAUCGAGGAGUCCUUUUCUGAGCACUUGGGGUUCACUGGCGGCAUCGUCCAAGGCCUGGACCUGUACCGAGCCUCGGGCAAAUUCGAACUGCUCGACCGAAUUCUUCCCAAACUCCGGGCCACCAACCACAAAGUGCUGCUAUUCUGCCAAAUGACCUCGCUCAUGACCAUCAUGGAAGACUACUUCGCUUACCGCGGCUUCAAAUACCUCAGGCUGGACGGCACCACGAAAGCCGAGGACCGGGGCAUGCUGCUGAAAACCUUCAACGAGCCCGGCUCCGAGUACUUCAUCUUCCUGCUCAGCACCCGCGCCGGCGGGCUGGGCCUCAACCUGCAGUCGGCUGAUACUGUGAUCAUUUUCGACAGUGACUGGAACCCCCACCAGGACCUGCAAGCGCAGGACCGCGCCCACCGCAUCGGGCAGCAGAACGAGGUGCGUGUGCUGCGCCUGUGCACCGUCAACAGCGUGGAGGAGAAGAUCCUGGCGGCCGCCAAGUACAAGCUCAACGUGGACCAGAAGGUGAUCCAGGCGGGCAUGUUCGACCAGAAGUCGUCGAGCCACGAGCGGCGCGCCUUCCUGCAGGCCAUCCUGGAGCACGAGGAGCAGGACGAGAGCAGACACUGCGGCGCGGGCAGCGGCAGUGCCAGCUUCGCCCACUCUGCCCCUCCGCCAGCGGGCGUCCCCCCCGACAUGGAGGAGCCGCCGCUAAAGGAGGAAGACGAGGUGCCCGACGACGAGACCGUCAACCAGAUGAUCGCCCGGCACGAAGAGGAGUUCGACCUGUUCAUGCGCAUGGAUCUGGACCGGCGGCGGGAGGAGGCCCGCAACCCCAAGCGCAAGCCGCGGCUGAUGGAGGAGGACGAGCUCCCGUCGUGGAUCAUCAAGGACGACGCGGAGGUGGAGCGGCUGACGUGCGAGGAGGAGGAGGAGAAGAUGUUCGGCCGCGGCUCGCGCCACCGCAAGGAGGUGGACUACAGCGACUCGCUCACCGAGAAGCAGUGGCUCAAGGUAGACGCCUGGCAGCGCCGCGCGGGCGUGAGGCGGGAGCGCGCGGGCAGCCCCGCGGCCACUAACGGGCUCUCAACAAGGAUCUACGAGGACUCCAUCGUGCUGCAGUCCGUGUUCACCAGCGUGCGGCAGAAGAUCGAGAAGGAGGACGACAGCGAGGGCGACGACAGCGACGAGGAGGAGGAGGCGGAGGAGGAAGGCUCGGAGUCGGAGUCUGACGCCCGCGCCGUCCGGAACGGUGCCUUCACGGCUCCUGCCGGGCUCCCCGCUAGCGCGCGGACGGCUGCGGACGCGCCCUUUCCCUUCCACUCCCUUCAGGAGUGCUGCCGGAACACUGGCCUGGGCACGGGACAGUGA